AGUGUCGUCGUCCCCCCCCCCCGUCCUCCUCCUCCUGACUCAGUCUCUGACCGAGCAGCCCACGUACACGCAGGGAAGGCUAAAGCUAUCACGGUGAACAUGUCUCUGGCCAGAGAUCUCCUCCACCCUUCUCUUGACCGCGAGAGGAGACAACACAAGAAGAAAAGACUCGUUCAGAGUCCCAACUCCUACUUCAUGGACGUGAAGUGCCCAGGCUGCUACAAGAUUACCACCGUGUUCAGCCACGCACAAUCAGUGGUUCUCUGUGUGGGAUGCGCCACUGUGCUGUGCCAGCCAAAAGGAGGAAAGGCCAGACUGACCGAGGGUUGCUCUUUCAGAAGGAAGCAACAUUAAAAAGGGAUCACCUACUAAAAAAUGCCAUGCUGUUGAUAAAUACCUUAUUUUUUCCAUGGAUUACUACAUAGUUGUUCAUUCACUCAUGACAGGUUCUGUCACAGUUCAAAUGUUCAACUUUUAUGACAAAUUUCUCAAAUUAUAGCAACAUUUUUUAAAAAUGCGAAAUACACAAAUGUAAUAUCUCACUGAGCAAAUAAAGUUGUGAUAAGAACUGAA
Scophthalmus maximus (turbot) is the source of this 573-nucleotide messenger RNA. RefSeq names its product ribosomal protein S27 like (gene rps27l). Gene Ontology annotation, biological process: translation; ribosomal small subunit assembly. NCBI's taxonomy places the organism in Eukaryota, Metazoa, Chordata, Actinopteri, Pleuronectiformes, Scophthalmidae. Bases 100 to 354 code for a protein of 84 amino acids. The transcript has 4 exons. Gene Ontology annotation, molecular function: RNA binding; structural constituent of ribosome. Gene Ontology annotation, cellular component: ribosome; cytosolic small ribosomal subunit. The record is from RefSeq and is a predicted model, not a curated record.